Molecule: messenger RNA, 2186 nt
Organism: Acanthisitta chloris (rifleman)
Lineage: Eukaryota; Metazoa; Chordata; Aves; Passeriformes; Acanthisittidae
Product: mineralocorticoid receptor-like
Exons: 2
Biological process (GO): regulation of DNA-templated transcription
Molecular function (GO): zinc ion binding; DNA-binding transcription factor activity; sequence-specific DNA binding
Source: RefSeq, a predicted model, not a curated record
CAAUAAUUUGGAUGUUUCCUAACUGCUGAGCAGUUUUUUCUCUGAACCCAUAGGGCUGUCAUAUCCAUGAGACCUUUUCCCUUGCUUUGAUUGAAAUUGGACAAAUGGUUGAGAGAUGAUGGAUGGGGCAGGGAAAUGGGACUGGCAGGCAGGCAGAGAGGAGGAUAGACAGAGAGGGAGCGGAUACGCCUCGUUUCCUUAGGAAAUUAGGAAAUUUCCUUAGGAAGUCACACUGUCCUGUCAUUUAUUAAUUUGACUUUUUUUGUAUAUGUCUUUGCUAGUUAUGGAAACAAAAGGAUACCACAGCUACCCAGAAGGCUUAGAUAUGGAGAGACGGUGGGGUCAAGUUUCUCAGUCUGUGGAGUAUUCUUCCAUAGGUGCUGGAGAGCAGGCUGAUGACAGUAACUACAUGGAGAUUGUAAACGUAAGCUGUGCCGCCAGCACUUUCGCCAACAGCAGUGCUCAAGGAAACAACAAAGAAAAACCUGAGCUACUCUCCUGCCUGCAGCAAGACAACGGUCAGCCUGGUCUUCUGCCCUCUGACAUCAAAACCGAGACGGAGUCGAAGGAGCUGUCAGCAACGGUGGCCGAAUCCAUGGGUUUAUAUAUGGAUUCGAUACGAGAUGCCGAUUACCACUACGAUCAGCAAAACCAGGGCAGCCCGGGAAAGAUCUACCAGAAUGUGGAGCAGCUGGUGAAGCUGUACAAGGAGAAUGGCCAUUGCUCCUCUCCCCUCCACAGUGCCAGCAGGCCCUUGAGGUCUUUGAUGUCUGACUCUGGGAGUGCUGUCAACGGUGGUGCCAUGCACACAAUUGUCAAAAGCCCCAUCAUGUGUCAAGAGAAGAGCCCUUCGGGCUGCAGCCCUCAGAACAUGGCCUCCUCAGUCUGUAGUCCUGCAGGAGUUAACUCCGUGUCCUCAACUACUGCUAACUUUGGGAACUUUGCCAUGCACAGCCCCAUCAGCCAGGGGACCCCCCUGUCACGCUCGCCCAAUGUUGAAAACAGGGGGUCAAUGUUGCACAGUCCCGCACACGCUAGCAACGUCGGUUCUCCGCUUUCUAGCCCUAUAAGUAGCAUGAAGUCACCAAUUUCUAGCCCUCCCAGUCACUGCAGCGUGAAAUCUCCUGUUUCCAGUCCGAAUAAUAUCACGAUGCGCUCUUCUGUGUCCAGUCCUGCGAACCUCAACUCCAGGAGCUCCAUUGCCAGCCCUUCCAAUGCCAACAAUAGGUCCACUCGUUCUAGUCCAGCGGUUAGCACUGUGGGGUCAUCCAUCUGUAGCCCCGUAAACAACUCCAUAGGUUUCCCAGCUUCCGGCACGCCGGCGGGACCUAGCAGAAGCCAAGAUACCGUUCCUAGUCCAGAAACAAAAGACAAGGGUGCUCAAGAACUCCCAUUUCCCAAGAUGGAGGAAAUGGAGAACGCCAUCUCCAACAACAGUCAGAUGAACCUCGUUCAGUUCAUAAAACCUGAGCCAGACGGGUCAUUCGGCAGCGCCUGCAUUGGCGACAGCAGCAGCAAAAUAAACUCUGAUUCCCCCUUUUCAGUACCAGUGAAGCAAGAGUCGGCGAAGCAUCCUUGUUCUGGUGCCUCUUUCAAAGGGAAUCAAACAGUAAAUCCUUUCCCAUUUACGGAUGGCUCGUAUUUUUCUUUUAUGGAUGACAAAGACUAUUACUCUCUUUCUGGGAUUUUAGGACCACCCGUUUCUUCGUUCGAUGGAAAUUGUGAAGGUAGCGGUUUUCCAAAUCCAGGCCUACGUGUGGGAAUUAAGCAGGAGCCUGAUGAUGGCAGCUAUUACCAAGAAAACAGUAUCCCAUCCUCUGCCAUUGUGGGUGUAAAUUCAGGUGGACAGUCAUUUCACUACAGGAUCGGUGCCCAGGGCACGAUAUCCUUGUCGCGGCCGGUCGCUCGGGAGCAGACAUUUCAGCACCUGAGCUCGUUCCCUGCUGUCAGCACGCUCGUGGAGACCUGGAAGUCACAUUCAGAGUUGGCAUCCAGAAGAAGUGAUGGGUAUCCAGUUCUAGAGUACAUUCCAGAAAACGUUUCCAGCUCUUCAUUGAGAAGUGUAUCAACUGGAUCUUCAAGACCUUCCAAAGUGUGUUUGGUGUGUGGAGAUGAGGCAUCUGGAUGUCAUUACGGGGUGGUUACAUGUGGCAGCUGUAAGGUUUUCUUCAAGAGAGCAGUAGAAG